UCUUAGUUAAAUUGUACCAGAGUAUUGGUUUGUUAUUGGCAUUCACCAGCUUGGCGGCAACGAAACAAAUUUCACACGGUAUGACACCCAUGCCGUUUCUCUUCAUUUUUGUUUGCGGAUUUCUGGAUGUGGCUGUCGGAGCUCUAAAUUGUCAAGAUUGUCCAAACUGCGCUGGAACUUGUCAUAAAACACCGGAUAAUUUUGUUUGUGAAUGUCCAGCUGACAAAACUGGCGACGAUUGUGAUCUGUGUCUCAUAAGACCAGGCUGGACGAAUGGCGGAAAUGGGUAUCAAUAUUUCAAAACUAAAACACGAGCUAACUAUGACGACACAAUGAAAGAAUGCCGUGAGUUUGGAGGCCAUCUUGCUAUGUACGGAAUAAGAGAUCCGGUUGUUUUAUCGAGAAUCGGAGAAACAAAGGUGUUUAUCGGAUUGACUGAUAGAUUUUCGGAAGGAACUUUUAUGUGGGGUGACGUGAUAAAUUCUGAACAUACACAAACUCCUUGGGCUCCAAACCAACCUUCGGCAACAACUAGUGAUUAUGAUUGCGGAUAUCUCAGAGACGACAGUGGCUCUGUAUUAAUAUAUGAUAAUCCAUGCUGGGCAACAGAGUUCGGGCUUUGUGAGGUUCCCGUUGGAUAUCCUCCAGCUAUUCCAAAAUUUGAUCCUAAAAACGGGUGUGAAUAUUUUCUGACUCCGCCAGGUGCAUACCAUGUAACCGAUCGGAUUUGUCAAGAGCACGGUGGAAAACUCGCUAUACAGGCUGUCAAUACAGGAUCAGUUUUGAAGAAAAUUCUUUAUUACUUCAAAGUGAAUGGAUAUACACUUGAUAAUGAUGUCAUUACAUACACAGGGUUUCGAAAAAGUGGAACUUCGUUUGUUGCCGGUGAUGGGACUGCUUUAAAUACCGGAAGUAGUGCAGUGGACUGGAAACCGGGUAGUCCCAGUGACGUCACAAGCACUUGUCUAGUUUCAUUGUUAAAUCCGGACUGGUUUGAUCAUGCAUGGAUUGAUGAUAAAUCAUGUGAUGACAUUUUUCAUGGACUUUGUGAAGUUUGUACAGUUGAUCCUCCACUUGACCAAAAAACUUGUAAAAGUGGAAAAGUUUGCAGCGAGGAUUCAAUUUGUGUGAUCCACGAGGGGAGUUGCUUUGAAGAAUGUUAUUGUCCGACGGAAAAUACUAUUAUUGAUGAAGGAGAAACAUGCAGCGUAAAUACAUGUAUUGGUUUUGAUUGUGGAGCAAACGCUGUUUGUGUAUUUGACAAAGCUACCGAGAAAAGAAGUUGCAAAUGCGAUAAAGGAUACUUGCCAACUGGAGCGGACGGGGCUGGAUGCUAUUCGACUGCAUGCGACCCAUCAUGCGUAAACGCACAAUGUGUAAUAAAUCCAGUAGGAGGUGUUCUUCCAAAUGGAAAAUGCGAAUGUGAUGCCAACUACAUGCCUCAUGCUACUGAAAACCAUGAAUGUAUAGACGAUCAAUGCGCAACGUCAGGUAUUACUUGUACCAAAGCGACAUGCUGUAUCGUCGAUGGUGCUACCCGUGCUCAAGGAUGCGUUUGUGAUGAAGGAUAUUAUUACAAACCGUCUGAUAGCGUAUGUGUUGAUCCACUGGAUGGACUGGCAUCUUGUGGGACCAAUUUAAUAAAAGUUUUGAAUCACCUAUCUACGCCACCAGCUGGAAAAUGUAUCUGUAAGGACAAUUACCUGCCUGAACCAGCUCCCAGUACUGACUGUUUUUUGGAUCAAUGUUCGUCUGCCGGAACUACCACGUGCAAGGAUAACGCUGUUUGUGCCCUUGUAGAUCCACCCACCAAUUUGCAAGGUUGUGUCUGUUUAACGGGUUUUUACAAGGAUCCUUCUGAUACCCUGAACUGCCUAGAUUUGUGUAAGGGAAUAACGUGUCCAACCAACACCCACUGCAUAAUUUCCAGGGAAACGGGAAGUCCUGUUGCUCGAUGCAUUUGCGACACCAACCAUAUGCCUUCGGUGGUGCCUGGUGCAGGAUGUGUUGCUGAUGAAUGUGCUAAUGGCAAUAUAGCAUGCACAACAAAUGAAGUUUGUAGAAUUUUGAACGUGCUGACACAAGCUCAAGGUUGUGUAUGUGAAGAUGGAUUUUACUCCGUAGCUGAUAUAUGCUCAACCUGCCCACAAACACGUUACAUAUUUCCUGGUACACCAGCAGUUGAGAACUAUUUGUUGGUAGAUAUAGAUAUGCCUGAACUCACAGAGUUUACAAUCUGCAGCAAGUUUAAAGUAACACCUGGAACAGCGGUCGGAUCAGGAACUCUGUUUUCUUACGCUACAGAAACAUACGACAAUGCUAUCAAGAUUAUUUUUGACGAUCCUGAAAGUCAUACCUUUGCUUUUUUAAAUGACUAUGAUGAUACAACAAAUACAGCAUCGAUCUCGUUAAGAACUGCCGGAACUGUUAAUAUUUUUCAUUUUUGUUGGGUCCUCUCGACUACUGAUACAGAGGUACAGCUUUUUGUCGACGGUACUCAUUACGUUACGCGUACAUUAGCAGGAAUAACGUCGUUGCCAGCGGGAUUUGGAACGAUAGUAAUCGGUCAAGAUCAAGAUGAAAUGGGAGGUGGAUGGACCGCCUCUACUGAAACGUUCAGCGGAACAAUAGAAAAUUUGAUGAUGUGGUCGAAGAAACUUACGAAUACUGAAAUUUCAGUCUUAGAAAACAAUGAUUGUGAUUGUCCCAGCGAUGUACUUUUCCAUCUGACCCCAGACGUUGUAACCGUGAAAGGAUCUGUUACAGUGGAUCCCGAUACCGACUGUGUUGAUUAAAUAAAAUGGUACGUAUUGUUGGACAUUGAAUGAUUUUUCAGGAAUGCGUGCAAAUGGACACACCAAAUAUUACAUUUAUUCUUUUCCCUUCUACUUAAAUAAGGAUCGAUAUAUAAUUGCU
This is a messenger RNA of Styela clava, 2916 nucleotides long. RefSeq lists its product as uncharacterized. Lineage: Eukaryota; Metazoa; Chordata; Ascidiacea; Stolidobranchia; Styelidae. The record is from RefSeq and is a predicted model, not a curated record.